This is a messenger RNA of Sorex araneus (European shrew), 8432 nucleotides long. It is a transcript of the gene CPSF6, whose product is annotated as cleavage and polyadenylation specific factor 6. Bases 186 to 1844 code for a protein of 552 amino acids. Gene Ontology annotation, molecular function: mRNA binding. Gene Ontology annotation, biological process: mRNA alternative polyadenylation. The transcript has 10 exons. Gene Ontology annotation, cellular component: mRNA cleavage and polyadenylation specificity factor complex. NCBI's taxonomy places the organism in Eukaryota, Metazoa, Chordata, Mammalia, Eulipotyphla, Soricidae. The record is from RefSeq and is a predicted model, not a curated record.
UUUCUUCUCCGGGCGCCGAGCGGCCGCGCUGCAGAGACUCCCGCCGCCCCCGACCGCCCCCGCCGCGUCCCUCGGGCCUCGGAAGUGACGCAGCGCGCCCCGCCCCCGCCGCCAGAUCCGCUGCUGCUGCCGCGGCGGGCGGACCUGCAGGAGGCGGCGGCGGCGGCGGCCGAGGCCGAGGGAAGAUGGCGGACGGUGUGGACCACAUAGACAUUUACGCGGACGUGGGCGAGGAGUUCAACCAGGAAGCUGAAUAUGGUGGGCAUGAUCAAAUAGAUUUGUAUGAUGAUGUCAUCUCUCCGUCUGCUAAUAAUGGAGAUGCCCCAGAAGACCGGGACUACAUGGAUACUCUUCCACCAGCUGUUGGAGAUGAUGUGGGGAAGGGAGCAGCGCCCAAUGUUGUCUAUACGUAUACUGGAAAGAGAAUCGCAUUGUAUAUUGGAAAUCUAACAUGGUGGACAACGGAUGAAGACUUAACUGAAGCAGUUCAUUCUUUGGGAGUAAAUGAUAUUUUGGAGAUAAAAUUUUUUGAAAAUCGAGCAAAUGGCCAAUCAAAGGGGUUUGCCCUUGUUGGCGUUGGAUCUGAAGCAUCCUCAAAAAAGUUAAUGGAUCUGUUGCCUAAAAGAGAACUGCAUGGUCAGAAUCCUGUUGUAACUCCAUGCAAUAAACAGUUCCUGAGUCAAUUUGAAAUGCAGUCCAGGAAAACUACACAAUCAGGACAAAUGUCUGGGGAAGGUAAAGCUGGUCCUCCAGGAGGCAGUUCACGUGCAGCAUUUCCACAAGGUGGUAGAGGACGGGGCCGUUUUCCAGGGGCUGUUCCCGGUGGGGACAGAUUUCCUGGGCCUGCAGGACCAGGAGGGCCACCCCCACCAUUUCCAGCUGGACAGACUCCACCACGUCCACCUUUGGGUCCACCAGGCCCACCAGGUCCACCUGGUCCUCCACCUCCUGGUCAGGUUCUGCCACCUCCUUUAGCUGGGCCUCCUAAUCGAGGAGAUCGCCCUCCACCACCAGUUCUUUUUCCUGGACAACCUUUUGGGCAGCCUCCAUUGGGUCCGCUUCCUCCUGGCCCUCCACCUCCAGUUCCAGGCUAUGGCCCCCCUCCUGGCCCACCACCUCCACAACAGGGACCACCUCCACCUCCAGGCCCCUUUCCGCCUCGUCCACCUGGCCCUCUUGGGCCACCCCUCACACUUGCUCCUCCUCCGCAUCUUCCUGGACCACCUCCAGGUGCUCCACCACCAGCUCCACAUGUGAACCCGGCUUUCUUCCCUCCACCAACUAACAGCGGCAUGCCUACAUCAGAUAGUCGGGGUCCACCACCCACUGAUCCAUACGGUCGGCCUCCACCAUAUGAUAGGGGUGACUAUGGGCCUCCAGGAAGGGAAAUGGAUACUGCAAGAACGCCAUUGAGCGAAGCUGAGUUUGAAGAAAUCAUGAAUAGAAAUAGGGCAAUCUCAAGCAGUGCUAUUUCAAGAGCUGUGUCUGAUGCCAGUGCUGGCGAUUAUGGGAGUGCUAUUGAGACAUUGGUGACUGCAAUUUCUUUAAUUAAACAAUCCAAAGUAUCUGCUGAUGAUCGCUGCAAAGUUCUUAUUAGCUCUUUGCAAGAUUGCCUUCAUGGAAUUGAAUCCAAAUCUUAUGGUUCUGGGUCAAGAAGACGUGAACGAUCAAGAGAGAGGGACCAUAGUAGAUCACGAGAAAAGAGUCGGCGUCAUAAAUCUCGAAGUAGAGAUCGCCAUGAUGAUUAUUAUAGGGAGAGAAGUAGAGAACGCGAGAGACAUCGGGAUCGAGAUAGGGACCGAGAUCGGGAGCGUGACCGCGAGCGGGAAUAUCGUCAUCGUUAGAAGUAUAAACAUUUUAAGUUGGACCAUUUAAUCUUCCAGAGAAAGCCAAAUGAAGGUAAGUAAUGAAAGGUAAAAUUUUGACCUCUUACUGUUUUAUAUUACAACAUGUAGGUUUCAGGUUCUUACUGUUAAUGGUUUGUUUUAAGAAAGCAGGAAAAUAAAUCAAGAGGACUCAUGCUCGCUUCUAAAAUCUAAAAAUUGGAAUUUCUUAAUCACAAACAUUUACAUAUUUUAAUUAUUUAAAACAGGAACUCAUAACUAUAUGUGUAAUGUGUUUGAACUUAAAAUAAAUUUUUUUUCUCCUCGAACUAAUGAUUUCAUCUGUAGCUAAAAACAUUUAAAGAACAUCUGGUACAUUAUUGAUAACACAGGAGAUGGUUUUUCAGCCCUGAAAGAUGUUUUGUCCUUAAAAAAUUCUAAGAAAAGUUUUGUCUUUUUAAAAAAUAAAAGUAUCUUUAAUUUGUAAAGAAAAUACAAAAAGAAAAUGCUCAAUUAAAAAUGGGCCCAGGUAUUCCUUAUACAAUUAAAAAUUGUACCAAGUCAUAUAUCUUAAGUUAAAAUUACAUAGAAGCAAUUUUCUUUGAUGUUUCAUUCAUGAACCAUAAUCAUUGUGUCUUGUUUUUUCUGUACUUUAAAGCUAUUUCUUGUGUACAUUUCUCAUAAAGCAGAGGAAGAGUUGUCUGUUUAUACUUCAUUUUCAUGUGUAAUUUUAUUUUUAUAUUUGUAAACAGCAUUUAUUCAUGUGAAAAAGGGGAGGUGGGCACUAUAUGCCUUGUUCAUGUAACAUAAGGGUUAUUCUGUAUACAAGUCGUUCCCCCUCACACUUUCUUUAUAUUAUGGUUAAAUUCAGGUUAAAUUAGGAUAAAGCAGAUUUCUUGUGGUAAACUAUACUUCACCCAAUUAUUUUCCAUAAUGGAAAUUGUUAGUAUUUACGUUGUGUGGGCAAAAUCCUAUGUUGGGUAUAUGUAAAUCUGUCAUAGAGGAGUAGUUUCUUUAAUUAUAAUAGGUAUUUUAACAAGCAUGAUUCUUAUUUUUCAAGUCUUUUCAGGUCUUACUUUAUGGUAUACAAAUAAAUUAUUUCAUUACUGAGUGCUUUUUGAAGUGAAAAGGCCAGUUUCAAUGCUUUUUCUUACAUUUUAAAUCUGCACUUUUGAAUAAUCUCAUCAAUUUUUAACCUUUUUUCAUGUAUUGUAGAACUCAAUAUAAGUAAUUCUCAAAUACUUCCUUAUUGUGAACAAAACAUCUUUCACUUUCAAAACUAAACUUAUAUCGGUUCUGUUUUGUAAUGUGAAUAAAAGAAGAAAAGCUUUAUCUUGAAAAUAUAAGCCCUAAAAUUUAAGAUACAGCUCUUCCCCCUGAAUAGAUUUGAGUUCAUCUUAGAAAAAAAAAAUUCUGGGGUCAGGGCGAUAGUACAGCACUUAGGGCAUUUUUGCCUUGCAUGUGGCCCACCUGGGUUUGAUUCUUGGCAUCCCAUAUGGUUCCUCCUGAGCACUGCAGGAGUAAUUCCUGAGUGCAGAUCCAGGAGUGAGCCCUGAACACUGCCACAUGUGGCCCCAAAACAAACAAAAAUUAAUUCUCAGCACCCUCAAUUGCCUAAGGUGAAUUGUGGCCAAGAUUCUACUUGAAGUGUUUAAUUAUAGCAGCUGUUCCAUAAGGUGCAGCCCCCUGCAGUUAUUUUUAUUUAGGCUCUUGUCAGUUAUCAACAAAUUUCCAGUUACUGAAGAAAGAAUGAUAGUAAAUUCUUGAAUAAAUUUUUGGCAUCUUCUAUAUUGGAUGUGCUCAUAAAGGGGACUUCUAAAUCAGUUUAUAUUUAAAAGUUUUCUUGCUGAUUGUCAUUAACUUAGCAUAAGACAACUUCGGAAAAUUUAAUUAUAUUCUAAUGGUAUACCCAACUAUAUCAUGACUGUGUUUUCAGUAGCCAGAUAUUAAAUUAUGAAUUCCCAACUUGCAAACAGUUGUUGACUUUUUUCUUAAUCACUGAUGUACCACCCGAAAAUUUCCAUGUUUUGUUUGUAAUUAGAACUGACUUGUGAUACUGUUAUGUGCCUUCACCCAAGCAAAAUUUUACAUAAGCAUUUUCUAGGUGAAAAAUUGUUAACUUGGAAUAUUGUUCCUUUGCUAUACCAGUCACAUAGUAUUUAUUGUGGAUGUAGACCUUAAAGGGAUGGGGACUGGAAUUAAAAAUACUUAAGUAAAAACUUUGAACAAACAAAAUUUAAGGUCUGUUGACCACUUUUAUUUUUUAAAUAUGAGUCCUUUUGAGCUUGUGUAUCGUAAAUGAAUGAAAUGGACAAAUAGUUUGGAAGCUAACAUGAAUUAGCAAUAAGUUGUAUAUAAAUAAGCCACUAAUGGGUAACUUAAAAAAGUGAUGAUCAAUUGCUAAAAGGGCUACUUCUUAAUUUAACUGGAAAAAUAAUUAUGUUGGCAAGCUGUUAAUGUCUGUCCCAUCUUAAUUUUUUUUGUGUUUGAACUGUUGGUGAUGUUAAUUGCAUUCUCUCAUUUUUAAAAUGUACAAAUUUUUCUGAAAACAUUUAGUAUCUAAGUUGAAAUAGAUAUUUAAUGGGAAUAUUGGUAUUGUAAAUUUCAGUAUGUAAAAACAUUGUGCCUUCAUAUUCUGUAAUUUCCGCCUCUAUUCUCAGACCACUCUGAGCAAAACAUAGUUCAGUGUUUUAAGAUUGUACACACACUGAAAACUUUUAGUUUCAUAAUUCAGUUGUUUGAAACAACCCUAUCCAACAAAUUCAUAUUGUUUUUUUGUGCAUCGAAGAGUAAUGAAACCAAUUUUUUUUUACUGUAAUGCAUUCAUGCUUUUUCUCUCUGAUAGGUCUACAUAUUACCAGAAGAUGAUUUUUUUUUGAUAAAUUUUAAAGAUGUAUGAGUCUGGAUUAAGUAGUUACACUGUAUGGUUCGUUUUCUUUUAACAGUGAUGUUACUUUUUUCUUAAACCUAGUAUUUAUUGGGUUUUGUUAUUGAGCAAGUUUUAUAUGCUUUGCAUUCUUAGUGUAUAGCUUUUUAUCAAUCUCGGAGAAACAGAAAAACAGUAGAAUAAUUUUAAUGUAAUCUUGUUUAGUUAUUGGUUCUUCCAAUAAUUUGAUAAGUGACAAUGGUAAUAAAAAUGUUUAAUUAUAUCAAUUCUCAUGUCUCUGAGAUUUGUCUAAUAUUGUCCAGCCCAGAUUUUUACUGUGUUUUCCCAUGUAUCCUAAUUGUUCUGCUUCUCCUGAAUAUGUUGUUUCUUGCUGCUUUUGAUCUAAAAUUUCCUUGGUUUUAGUACUAUUAAUACAAUCUGACACAGGAAUCUUAAUUUAAAUAGCAAGGUGAUAGGGAGUGAUCCCAUGUGGAUUUAAAAUGUUUUUGCUCACUGUGGUUUAAGAAUAUGGUUUUGUUUAUAAAUGAUUAAUGUUCCCUGUUAAGAAACAAUUCAAUGCAAGUGUGAGUCACUUUGCUCUCACUUUCAUCUCAGUGUGAAAUUUACUACCAUUGUUUUGGUUUGUAAAUUAGAUUGUUUUGAACAAUGUUUUGGGUGAAUAUUUUGAAGAGAGCCUAACUUUAAAAGGGAGUGGGGUAAAGGUGCUAUGUAUGCUAUCCAUAUUUACUGAUGUGCCUUCUGUGAUAGCAUGUUUUAACUUGAGUUCAGAGUUAUAUACUCUUAGCUUAUUUUGAAAUAUCCGUUCUGUGAAAUUUUGGGAGUAAACCUUGAGUUUACUUUGUAGUGGUUUAUUUCUGCUAUUUUGGUGAACUGCCUGGUUCAUGUAUAUGUUUUAUAUAUGGAAUAAAUAAAAUGUUUUAGUUUAAAUGAGGUAAGUACUGUGAGGCAUAGAAAAAUGAAAAUAAAAAAUGUUACAGUACUUAGAAACCCUUUUGUAAAUACAACAAAAUUUUAUGGAGUAUAUUCUGGUCAACGCAAAAAAUUAUUUUUAAAAAUUGAGUUGUAUUUAGGGGUUUCUAUUUAUUUUGCCUACCUCGUUUCCAGUUAUCUCACUAAGGAGAAAUUUUUAUAGAAAAGUGAAUUUUAUUUCACUGAGCUAAUAGAGGUACAUCUUAAAUGACAUUAGAAUAGUUUUAAUCCCACAUAUUGAUAUGGAGACCUAUCUUUAAAAGAGCCAUAUUAAAUAGAUAUAUAACUCUUCUGACAGAUUAAUUUGCCAUGAGUUUAAUAUAAUUGGUCUGUCAAAUUUGAUUAGCUAAGUUUCUAAUGGGAAUCCUCAUAAUUUGAGUUGUUAGUGUAACAUUUUAAAAUGCAAGUGUUCCAUAUUUGAAAUUUUAUUUAUUACUCUAUAGAGGACAUUAAAAGAUCUGUAGAUUCUGUUUGUCUUCAACAGCUAUUCUUGACAUCCUAUGUUGUUGAUAGUUAAAGCAAGUAAUUGCGUGACUUUGACUAAAUUGUGUUUUGAAAACAUAUCAUUGAAUGUAUUUGUUGCUUUCAAAAUCUUUUUUUGAUAUUCUUGUCUACUUAGAAAUCUGAGAAUAUAGUUUGGAAUUGGGUUAUUGGAAAUGGGUUGUAUUGCCUUCAAAUUUGCUUUCGUUUGAGAUUGUAAAACUUGUAUUUUCAAAUGGAUUAAUGUAAAGUGUUUAGGAAUAGAAAUACUGUCAGACUGUCCCCUAGAUUUUAUUUAUAUAUGGUGAAAAUUAGAUUUAUUAGUAGUACAGUUCUAACUAUAAAGUGUAAUCAAGUGAAAGAUGAGUGCAUUUGUCCAGAUAAAGGUGGGCAACAGUUGUAAUUUUAUCAACAAAUUUUUUCCCCUUUUUCCUUAAUUUUUGGGCCACACCUGGCAGUGCUCAGGGGUUUCUCCUGGCUCUGUGCUUAGGGAUUACUUGUGGCGGACUUGGGAGACCGUAGAGGGUUCCAGGGACCAAAUAUGGGUCAACCGUGUGCAAGGCAGGUAGGUGCACUUGCCACUGUAGUAUCUCCAGCCCCUCAUCAUCAAUUUUUCUACCCCAAACCAAUAAAACUUCUCCAUUGGAGUGAUAAAUGAAAGUUGUCAUAUUUGCUUCAGGUUUUUGGAGAAAGUGUUAGACACUGUUAAUAUGGUUUUAAUCUUUUUUCCUUUUAAUGACCCAGUCUUGACUCACAGCCAACAAGUCGUCAGCAGUAAGAUUUAAUUUUUCAGUAUAUAUAUAUUUUUAAAAGGAUAUAUUCCUUAUAUCACAUUCUUUAAUACCAGUUUCUUAAAUGUCUUGCAAGUCACUUUUUUUAUAAAAAGAAAGCUGCCUUGGGGCCGGAGCGAUAGCACAGCAGGUAGGGCGUUUGCCUUGCACGCGGCCGACCCGGGUUCGAUCCCCGACAUCCCAUAUGGUCCCCCAAGCACCGCCAGGAGUAAUUCCUGAGUGCAGAGCCAGGAGUAACCCCUGAGCAUCGCUGGGUGUGACCCAAAAAGCAAAAAAAAAAAAAAAAAAGAAAGCUGCCUUUUUUGAUUAAUUCCAUCAAAAAGCUUCAAUGAUCUGAAAAGGUACAAAAUAAAAACUAACACUGGAAGUGACCUAAAUGUCUCUGGAAAACAUGGGCUAAUAAAAGUUGGGUGGGGGGAGGGAGUACAAACUUAAUCACUUGUUUUUCCUUUUACAGUUAUGAUAUUUAAACAUAUAUAUAUAUAUAGACACUCUCAAAAUACAAACUAGUUGGGGCAUACAGAAACAAAAUGAUAAAUUUAUAGCUGGACAGAAUAUUUUAUUAUAGGGCAAAAGAGUAUUCUUGCAAUUUUAUGGCAAAAUCACUAGUAUUGUUCCUCUUUGCCUUUUUUCCCCUCAUCUUUUUGAAAUUCCAUCUUGGGAUUUGUUUUAAACAUGUUACGUCUCAGUGAUCACAUAUCCAAGUUUAACUGAAUUAAUGCUUUUGUGAAAUUGCCUGAAGUUUGCAUAUUGUGUAUUCUUGGUUUUAUUUUUAUCAAAUUUAUUGUUUUUUAAAAUGUGAGUUUCAAAUGGAGCUAUUGUAGAUUUCCCAUUUAGCUUUUUUGGUUUUGAUUUUGGUUUAUAUACUACCUUAGCUAUAUCAAUAUAGGUGCAAUAGAGUACAUUUUAAAUUUGUAUUUCGUCUAAUGAUUUGUAUGUGGAUGUCAUUUGAAUGUGCAUACUGGGCUUUAUCUUUAUUUCUAAAUUUUGUAACAUGGAGCACAAUUUGAUUUAUAAUAUUUGCAGUAGUUCCUGUAUGCUGUCAAAUAAAUGCAACUAAUUUGUAAAAUAUAUUGCAUUUUCAGUUCACAUUUGUUAAUACGUUAUAUAGACUUGUGUGGGUGGAUGAAAAGUACAUACAUUUAAGUCAUCUGGACAUUUACCAUUUAAUUUUGUAGUAUGCAUACUUUAGAGAAUUAAAUGUUUCCAUCAUCAUAGAAACAGUAGCUGCUAUAUUUUUGGUUUUUAUCAUUGAAUUUGUCAAUAUCUAAGAAGAAUAAAUCAGAUUGUUUUAAUCAUCACAUAAAUUGGAAGCAUUUCUCUACAAAGGCAGCUACAGUUUCAGUUAAUUUCUUAUUUUGUGUUUGAAUACGUGACAGUGAAAUAGAUGCACGACCUGUGUAUGUAUAGUUAAGCCAGCAUUUUUUUUUUUUUUGGUCUAUAAUGGGGAAUAGCAAAAUCUACAUCACAAAUUUUAACACA